Molecule: messenger RNA, 1901 nt
Organism: Drosophila persimilis
Lineage: Eukaryota; Metazoa; Arthropoda; Insecta; Diptera; Drosophilidae
Exons: 5
Coding region: 33-1472 (479 amino acids)
Biological process (GO): mitotic cell cycle phase transition; regulation of cyclin-dependent protein serine/threonine kinase activity
Cellular component (GO): cytoplasm; cyclin-dependent protein kinase holoenzyme complex; nucleus
Molecular function (GO): cyclin-dependent protein serine/threonine kinase regulator activity
Source: RefSeq, a predicted model, not a curated record
CUGCGGAAUUAGAUUAAAAAAACGUAAUUUUAAUGCAAGUGAAUGAAAUGGCGCCAACCACCAUCGAAGAGAAUGCUUUUGCAUUAGGAAAGCGAGAUGUACCGGAUCAGUUUCAACUGGAUCCUGAGCGUCUCUGGAAGACGCAUUGGCUCACCGAUUAUGCCCAGGACAUAUUUGUGAACAUGAAGGAGGCAGAGAUGCGUCGUCGUCCCAUAUUAUUCAACUCCAUGCAGCUGGAGGAGCGCCCCAAAUUGUUGCAGCUUUGUAUAUUCGCAGCGCAAAAGUACAAACUGAAUCGCGCCUCAGUGCAUUUGGGUAUCUACUAUAUGGAUUGUAUGACCGACUACUACACGAUUAGUAGCGAAAAACUGCCAUUGCUGGCCCUCACAUGUCUUCACAUUGCGGCCCAGAUCGAAGACAACGAUGCGAGUGUGCCGCGCUACAGCGAACUGAACUGCCUGAUACCUGAUUCGUUGUACACCGUUUUCGAAUACAUUGUGUUGGAGCGCAAGGUGAUGGCCAGCCUGAAUUUUGAGCUAAUGCGUCCCACCACGGCCAGCUUUGUGGAGUUUUUUGCUUGCAGCUUCCUCACGCGCAACGACUUCGCCCACUACAAGGCCAUGCUGGAGAACAAUCCUAGCGAGCAGAACGAUCAAUCGCCAUUGCAAUACGAAAGCUUUGCAGUCAUGAUGUCGGCCUUGUCGCAGCUGCUGCUUCGCCUGGCAGACUGUACAUUGAGCAUUACAAGUUUUGCAAACGCGCGACCUUCUUUAUUGGCCGCCGCCUGCAUAGGAGCGGUGCGUCAUCUAAGCGGACUCAAGUGCUGGUCACAGUAUCUCUCCAAACUGACAUCUUAUCCGGAACACGAGGUUGAGCCAUUGGUGGGGGAGAUCACAAAGUACUAUAACUGGCAGCAGAACAGCUCCGUGGCGCCCAAUGCCCUGCCAACAUACGUAAACAUGGGCCCAUCUUCGGCAGAUACCAUUAAUCCCAAUUGCUCCACAACGGACUCUGGCAUUGGCGAUUCGAUGGUCAUAAUGAAGGAAUCGGUGACCGUGCAGCAUGAUAACAUUACUGUGCAGUUGCAGAAACCUGCUGUUCCAGGGUCCGAUCUAGCUGGAGUUGUUCAAGAAGAGCCGCAGGAACCAGCUGACUUUUCUCAGGAAGAGCUGCAGAUAGCAGCUGUCUUUUCUCAAGGAGAGCUGCAGGAACAAACUGCCUUUUCUCAGGGAGAGCUGCAGAUAACAGCUGUCUUUUCUCUAGCAGAGCUGCAGGAACAGACUGACUUACAAUACGAAGAGCAGCAGACACAGACAACCUUAGAGCUGAAUGAAUUAGCAUUAGACUCCAAGGAAAAAGCGAAGAAAUUAGAUAGAGAAGUGGUCAUAAAAGAACUGGAACGUGCUUUCAAGCGCAAGCGUAUAGAUUAUGACUGCCAAGAUGAGCCGCAAGCGAAGCGUCUUACCGACUGACCAAUUUCAAUAUUUUGAGCGCACUGAAGAUGAUUGCUAAGCAAAUAGGUUUAUAAUUUCAUAGAAGUACCAGAAACACUUACACACUAUUCUUUAAACACAUACCCCACGCGGAUGGGUAUACUUCAAAAUCAUGCUUUUUCUCAUGCGAUAUCCCCAUUCAAUUGUAUUGAACACUCCCAUAUCGUAAUGCAUACACGAUUGAAAAGUUCCAAGGACAGGAGCGCGACAUAAUGCUGAUUUCCACUGUGCGCUUCACUGGAGAGCCCUUAUAUCCCAUAAGCGCAUGAAUUUGGCCAUAGCUCUCGCCCGCUCAUAUACGGUAGUCCCGUCUCCAUCUUCUCAGCGUUGACGACAAUUGGCGUCAUCUCAUCAACCAUAGCUUUAUUUCCAAAUGGAAUACAAAUACAUAAAUAUUAGAACGAAGAA